This is a messenger RNA of Nerophis lumbriciformis (worm pipefish), 2421 nucleotides long. RefSeq names its product MOB kinase activator 2a (gene mob2a). The record is from RefSeq and is a predicted model, not a curated record. NCBI's taxonomy places the organism in Eukaryota, Metazoa, Chordata, Actinopteri, Syngnathiformes, Syngnathidae.
CAGCCAGCACUGCCCAGCAGUCUGCACUUUGUUUAUGGGACUAUGUUUGCCACGCUAAUCUUCCCGCUUUUUAGGUAGGAGCCAGCAAGUGAGAGAGAGGGGGGAGAGAGAGUUCAUCGCUAAGGAAAGAGAGCAAGAGAGCGCAAAAGUGUGAAAGAGAGGCAGGCAGUGGCAGAAGGUGGACGGCAGAGAGAAUGACUAUCCUGCUCAAAGAAAUUUGUCAGAUUGUUGUGAAUGGAAUUUGCUUUUGCGUACACGCUGAUCAGUCCUGCAUGCAUCUGUCCUGUGGGGCAGUCAAAGGUUGUUGGUGUGCAGCCAUAUGAUUACACAAGGUGCUAGGCUGGAAGCCGUCAUCCUGCUGCACCUGUAGCCACGUGCGACAGAAGAGGGCAGACGGAAGGGUGAGAACGACGAAGCGGCCAGUUCUGCUCCACUUCUGCCUGGAUGGGUGUUCUGGUGUGCUGUGACUGCUUCUUCUAUAGGAAGUCAAAGACAAAACCAAAUGGAAAAAAGCCUCCAGCAGAAGAGAAGAAGCAGUACUUGGAGCCAGAGUUCACAAAGAUCCGAGUGGUGGACUUCGACCUCAAGGAGCUGGUGGUACUGCCCCGAGAGAUAGACCUCAAUGAAUGGCUAGCCAGCAACACGACUACAUUCUUCAAUCUUGUCAACUUGCAGUACAGCACCAUCUCAGAGUUCUGCACUGGGGACAGCUGCCAAGCCAUGACGGCAUGCAACACAAUAUACUACUGGAAUGACGAGAAGGGGAAGAAGACAAAGUGCACUGCGCCACAAUAUGUUGACUUUGUAAUGAGUCUUUGUCAAAAACUGGUCACAGAUGAGGAAAACUUUCCGACAAAAUAUGGCAGAGAAUUUCCCAACUCCUUUGAGUUGCUGGUGAAGAAGAUCUGCCGGUACCUGUUCCACGUGCUGGCUCACCUCUACUGGGCGCACUUUAAGGAGACGGUGGCUCUGGACCUGCAGGGCCACUUGAACACUCUGUAUGCACAUUUCAUCGUUUUCGUAAGGGAAUUCAACCUGGUGGACCCCAAGGAGACCUGCAUCAUGGACGACCUGUCUGAAGUCCUGUGCACGCCCCUCCCGCCGCCCUCGACCGCCCCCUCCGCCUCCGCCUCCCCUUCCUCACAAAACCACGUGACGGAGAGAUGAGCUGGGGGCGCCGCUGAGACGCCAGCACGUGAGUGAUGGAAGAUAAGAUAGAGAGAAGGAAAGACGGUCUGGUCGCCUUUGUUGGUGCGCCAGCAGGACUUUAGACGCCUUCAACCAAACUUUGUGUAUUUCGCUGCAACACCAACCAACCAGUCGGAAGAUAAAGGGGGGAGGUUUUUUUUUGCGGGUGUUAGUUUGGGGCGACGGGUUUGUAACGCCAGCAGGAAUUGGCGUCAACGUUCCUCACAGGGUCAAUUUUCCUUCCAUCUUCUCUGCAGCAUAAACUAGGAACAAAAAAUGUUGGCUAUGUUUUAUUUGUUUGGUUUUAUUUCACUUUUGUUGGAGUUGUUUGCUUUCAUUUAGUUGUUUGGUUGGGUUGGCAGCGUGGUUACUGACCCUCCUCAUCCUGUACACUUCCUUGGACAGUGUCUGCGCGCCGUGGACCCCUAGCGUUCCUCCGAUGGCGUGAGUCACCACCCUGGGCGAUAUUAGCCAAUCCCUGUCUGGGUUGUUUUUGUGGGGGUCAAUUUAAGCUCCUCCUACUCAGGACCUGUAAAAGUUUGUCACUGCUGCCAGAGGGGCUUUUCUCUCCCUUCGUGAUCCUUUUCAACUCCUCCACUUGUCCUCCAUAUUGAUGCGGUGGAGCCUACUAACCCCUAGAGGGCAGCAAAGACGACGAGCAAGGAGACAAGAGAACAUAUAAAGAUUGUAUAUUAGAUAUUUAACCCUAUGAUCAGAGGAAAGGUGAUACUUUAUGUCUAGUGGCCGAAUAAUCUCAGCAGUUUGCCUCCUUUAAGACACACACCUAUCCCAGCUGCACAGGAGGACAAAGACAUGAUGUCAUGUCUGCUGGCCCACCCAAGCCAACAUGAAGGGGGGAGGAGAGAGAGGUGUUGCAUGAAGGCCAUGCAAAGUGCACCUUUUUUUUGUUGUUGUUUUUUUUAGUUUUCCACAUGUCCCUUUUUAAUUGUACUUUUUAAAAAGAUCAUCAGACAAGUGAGAGAGGAAAACACCUUCUGCUUGGACGGGUUAUGUCAGAUAGUCUCUAUGUGGAGGAGGAAUGAGUUUAUAUAUGUCCCUUUUUUAAUUUAUUUUUAAGUUGGUUUUUUUUGUUUUUUUGCAGGGUUCUUUAGUUCUGGCUCUUGUUUUUAUGUAUUUUAAUUAUUAACUAAGUUAAAAGCAAUUUAAUAUUUCAAACUCUGCAGAUUAUAAUCUAAUAAAAGAGAUAAAUGCCAAUCUGUCCCAUUGUUGUUU